GCUUGCUUGCUCUGACCGAUCGAGAUCUACCCCAGCACCGCGUCCGCCCGGCCCGCCGGAGGGCAUGCAUGGGCGCUGGAGUCCUCAGCACCCGAGCCGAUCGAGUCCUCGGCUCACCUACUUGCACCGAUGGAUCGCUGUCCCGAGAACCGGGCGCCCGGCCCCCUCGGUCGUCCGGCGCCAUGCCCCUCCUCGUCGAUCCAUUCCUUCGCCGUACGUCGAGACACCUUCUACAUACUUCCGGCGGCCGCCCCGGCAUUAAUGCCACCAUGAUCGAAUAUUCCUUCAUAAGGAAGGCGGUUAUUUGGAGCAAAGGUAAAUUGGGGCUCUUUUAUUUUGUUAUAAGAGAUCCAUUCAGUUAGCUGUUCUUUCCAAGAGACUGGUGCUAUUUUAGUUUCCCUUCUCAGAAUAUUUGUUUCUAUGCAUUGGUGCAUAUACAUGUUAACUGAUUUGGGGUUAGAAUGCAGAAGCAGCUAAAAAAGACACAACGCAUGAUUUUUCAAUAUUCCUGAUGGCAAUUUUUUCAACUCCAUCCGUUCCAAAAUAUAGGUUGUUUUGGCAAAUUUAGAUACAUAGAUUUUAUUAUGCAUCUAGAUACACGAUAUUAUACAUAGCAAAAUCUAUGCAUUUAGAUUUGCCAAAACGACCUACAUUUUGAAAAGAGGGAAGUAGUGCUCAUAAUUUUCUGUCCGAACUGCAAGCACUAGGUGUGACUGAAAAUGCCUCUGCUGCUCCUCACGAGUCACGAAGUGGAGGACCAUACUCGAUCUCACCAGACACCAGGUAUGAAUCAGAUGAUGACAACCUGGCAGCAGCCAACUCUAUGGGUGGAUGCGAUCCCUAUCUGCCAGUACCAGUUGCCAAUGACAUGUUUGAUCAAUUGCCUGGCUAGAUUCGUGAAGCCAAAAUCUGUUGCCUGGGUGCAUGGUGCCUUCUGGACAGUUGUCGCGACACCACAGAGCCAAGCAUACAUUGGGAGAAUAACAUCUCAAAAUGUAGCAACGACACUUUUUGAGCACAGCAUCAUUUAUAUAUCAGUUUGCCGUCAGUACUGUCAAAUCGAGACCUGACAAAUUAAGAUUAGUUUUUGGAAGAUAAUACCAAUUGUGCGAAUGCCACCAGAUUCUGGACGGUGCCAAACCCACACAGAAAGAGCCUGCAAUAUUUUGUGCCCUGCAUUUGUUUCUCGAGUCAGUGCCGUCUCUAGCCAAAUACUCCUAGUUCCAUGCGAUGGUUUGUUUUACCUUACAAUGUGCUUUGAUCCUGUCUCCUGUGAUCCUGUCUCCCACCAGCACGAGAAUGGUCUUGCGGUGGCGCACACGCCAUGCGACGGGUCGGCGCCGAAGCCUGCGAGGAGCUCCGGGUGCGCCGGCGGCGACUCGACGGCCGGCUGCUUCUGUGCCUCGCACUCGCAUCCAGGAGACCAGGACCCAGCGAUGUCAACAACUCAUCAUGGGGCACUCGGCGUCCCCGACGAGGGAGUACGCCGAUGACGAUGAGACGCCAGCUGGCGUCCGAAUCGAUACGAGAUCGAAUUAAAGUGGCACGCAUGCAGAUGAUCUUGUUUAGGUUAAGAUUUCACAGUAUGCGCCAAGAACUUUUGCUGCCUUUCAAAACCGGCUACGGAUCGGUGCCCAGGUUGAGGUAGAACUGGCGAUCCAAGAGCAUCUCCAAGAGCUCCCCAAAACAUCUCCCUAAAUCAAAAUUAAGGGGAAUUAUCCAAAAAACGUUCUCCAACAACUCCCGUAAACAGCUCCCUAUUUUUAUGCCCCCCUAAACCUCCCUCAAUCGUAGACAGAAUCGGGGAAAAAAUACGCCCCCCGUUUCCGUCGUCGUGCCGUGGCGCCAACAUUUCGUGGUUGUUUUUUUUGUUGGCGCGCACCUCCGCAGGUCCGCCGCCUCUCCCUCCGCUGGCGUCGCCUUCACAUCGCCCCUCGGUGCUGCAUCUGUCUCCCGCCGCUCCAUCCUCGGCUCCGCUGCCGCAACCUCCUCGGCUCCGCCGCCGCUCCAUACUCGGACGGGUGCACUCGAUCCCCCGAGACCUUGUGCUGGCAAGACCUAGCAGGCUAGGGUAUGGGCCGCCGUCGCCCGCCGCGUGUAGGGGCCUGAUGAGGACGCGGCUGGCCGGCUGCUGCUGCCUGUGGUGAUCAUCUCCUGCUCCAUCUUCUUCCUCGCCGUCGCCUUGGUGCCAAGAUUCGUCACUGUUGAAUCGGGUUGCUGUGGUGCCAAGAGUCGCCGACCAGCAGAUCCCCACGCUCCGUCUCCCGCUCUUAGAAAAGGUUUAUAGUGGAUAUAGGUUGUAUGAAAAGGUUUAUAGUGCUGCAUCAUACAAAAGUGAUCUGCUGCAUCUUACAAAACUGAAACUUUCCUGUUAGUGAUGUAAAAGACUUAUACGCAUACUGCUCUAUAAAACUUAUAUGGUUGUAUUGUAUACUGACAAUAAGAAGCAUAACUUUUGUAGGCACUUGUGAGAAUGGCUGGAGACAGCACGUUUACGAGCUUGUUGAAUGAGACUCUGGGCAACAAUGGACAGGAGUGGAAUGGUUUAGGCAGCCCUCCUGAGGAGCAGCAGGACACACCCUUUUACACAACUCCCAGCACCCAAGGAAGCAAGAAAGCAAGAAACAAGAAUUUUUGUGAGUCUGAAGAUAUAGUACUUGUCAGGGCUUGGUUGGGCACAAGUACUGAUGCAAUUCCAUGCACAAAUCAGAAAAAAAGUGCUUUUUGGACUGGGGUUCAUAAUUUCUACCAUUCGGAGAAGGAAAUCAUAGUACAUCGUAGCUCAAAUUCUCUAUCUCAUCGUUGGAGCACUAUUCAAGAGUCUGUCAAUAAGUUUUGUGGAUGUUUUACUGCCAUUGAGGGCAGAAAUCAAAGUGGGAAGACUUUUGAAAACAAGCUUAUGGAUGCAUGCGUCUUAUACAAGGAAGAAGAUAAAGAAAAGAAGUCUUUCCAGCUCUUGCACUGCUGGAAUAUUUUACGCCAUGAACCAAAGUGGCAUCAGAAGAUGAGUCAAAUGGCAGAAAUUAAAUGUUCUCAAAAGAAAAACAAGGCUCCUGAUGAUUCAAUAUUGGAUUUAACUGGAAACGAAAAUGAUGAUUUGCCCAAUGCUAGUAACAAUGAUAUUGCAACUCCAGAAGGUGAUGCACCUAAGCGGCCAAUGGGUAGGAAGAAGGCUAAACAACUUUUACGUCGAGGUGGGGGUGAUGCAUGCAUUGAAGCAUUGGAUCAAAUGUGGGAAAAAAAGAAGAAGGCCGAUGCAGAGAAAGAAGCGAAGAGAAAGAAGCUGAUUAGGUGCUCUCAAAUACUCAGCUUCAAAAAUUUCAACAACAGCUAUGACAAGCCUUCUCAUACUCUCGAUAGCUGUACUUUCUCCAAUACAAACGUACUCAUCUGUGCUAUCCGCUGCUAUUCCAUUACAUAGCAUACGGAAUGCAGCAGUUACCUUCUGGAGGCAACUUAAUCCGAGUUUAUUAGCCGCA
Panicum hallii is the source of this 3479-nucleotide messenger RNA. Its product is annotated as glutathione S-transferase T3-like. The record is from RefSeq and is a predicted model, not a curated record. Bases 2474 to 3421 code for a protein of 315 amino acids. Lineage: Eukaryota; Viridiplantae; Streptophyta; Magnoliopsida; Poales; Poaceae. The transcript is spliced from 7 exons.